GUAGGAAACAACACCUUCGCUCGUCUUUUACCAGAAACGAGCUUUGCCACAGGAUUUGACUAGAAAAAGGUAGCGACACAUGUCAACAGGAUGAUGUGCAAGCUGACACGAGACAGGACGCCACUUGAGACCGAUGGACGCCACAGAGAACAAGACCUUCAUGUAUGAUUAUGAAUAUUAUGAUCCCAACUCCACAAACGACGGCGAUGGAAGUCCACGCCACUCUGAUGAAUCCGUGGCCUUACGUGUUAUCCUCUGCGUCCUCUUCUUCCUUGGUCUGCUGGGCAACACGGCUGUUCUGUGGAUUCUCCAUCGCUUCAUCAAGCUGAAGACGCUGACUGACGUAUGUCUCCUCAACCUGGCCGUGUCUGACUUGACUCUGGCAGCAUCUCUCCUCCUGUGGGCGUACGAUUCCCACAACCUUGCACUAUGCAAACUCGCUACGGGGGUCUAUCAGCUGGGAUUCUACAGCGGGACUUUGUUUGUCACCCUGAUGAGCGCGGACCGCUACCUGGCCAUCGUCCAUGCUGUGGCGGCCAUGCGAGCCCGCACGCUGGGCCACGGAAUCACAGCCAGCGCUGCUAUCUGGGUUGCCUCCAUCGUCAUGGCAACCCCGCAGGUGCUGUUUGCCUCCAUCGAGACGGGUGCCAACACCUCCCCGAGUUGCCAGCCCAUCUAUCCGGACCACCACCAGCGGUUUUGGAAGAUGCUGCGAAACUUCAGUGAGAACGCGGUCAGCAUCUUCCUGUGUCUGCCAAUGCAGAUGUUCUGCUACGUGAAGAUCCUGCUUGUCUUGUCCAAGACGAGGAACGCCAAAAAGGCUCGGGCUGUGAAGCUGAUCUUCACCAUCGUGUGCGUGUUUGUUGUCUGCUGGGUUCCCUACAACGUUGUCGUUUUCCUUCAGACGUUGCAGCUCUUUGAGAUCCUACACACCUACAGGUCUUCAAGAGCCAUCAACACGGCCAUGGCCUGGUCGGAGAUCAUUGCGUUGUCCCACUGCUGCCUCAAUCCAGUCAUUUACGCAUUGGUUGGGGAGAAGUUUCGCAAGCCUUUGGGCGAUUUGGUGUCUCGAUAUCGUAAGAAGAGCAGAGAGUCUGUCGGUCAUGGAGACGCAUCAGAUAAAGAGACGUCCAACACCGCCUUGCGAUCACAACAAGGAUAG
Doryrhamphus excisus (bluestripe pipefish) is the source of this 1162-nucleotide messenger RNA. RefSeq names its product C-C chemokine receptor type 4. NCBI's taxonomy places the organism in Eukaryota, Metazoa, Chordata, Actinopteri, Syngnathiformes, Syngnathidae. The record is from RefSeq and is a predicted model, not a curated record. Gene Ontology annotation, molecular function: C-C chemokine binding; C-C chemokine receptor activity. Gene Ontology annotation, cellular component: external side of plasma membrane; membrane. Gene Ontology annotation, biological process: G protein-coupled receptor signaling pathway; calcium-mediated signaling; cell chemotaxis.